Coturnix japonica (Japanese quail) is the source of this 1479-nucleotide messenger RNA. RefSeq names its product DNA polymerase epsilon 3, accessory subunit (gene POLE3). The record is from RefSeq and is a predicted model, not a curated record. Gene Ontology annotation, cellular component: epsilon DNA polymerase complex; CHRAC. NCBI's taxonomy places the organism in Eukaryota, Metazoa, Chordata, Aves, Galliformes, Phasianidae. Gene Ontology annotation, molecular function: chromatin DNA binding; protein heterodimerization activity. Gene Ontology annotation, biological process: heterochromatin formation; leading strand elongation; DNA damage response.
CAACGGCGGCCGCGGGGCAGGGCGGGAAGGAGCGGUGCAUUGUGGGCCGUGGCGGCGCGGGAGGCCCAAUAUGGCGGAGAGACCGGAGGACCUGAACCUGCCCAACGCCGUCAUCACCCGCAUCAUCAAGGAGGCGCUGCCCGACGGGGUGAACAUCUCCAAAGAAGCCCGCAGUGCGAUAUCCCGAGCAGCGAGUGUGUUCGUGCUCUAUGCGACCUCAUGUGCGAAUAACUUUGCCAUGAAGGGGAAGAGGAAGACGCUGAAUGCUGGCGAUGUGCUCUCUGCCAUGGAGGAAAUGGAGUUCCAGCGGUUUAUUGCUCCUCUGAAGGAAUCCCUGGAAGUUUACAGACGUGAACAGAAGGGAAAGAAAGAAGCGAGAAAAGAUAAAGACAAGAAGGCAGACUCAGAGGAACAAGAUAAGAGCCGAGAAGAUGAUAAUGAUGAUGAUGAUGAAAGGAUGGAGGAAGAAGAGCAAAAUGAUGAGGAAGAGGUGGACAACUGAGCUUGCCAAUGGGACAUUCAGGGUUGGGUUUUGUUACUAGGGAUAUAAAUGUUGUAAAGAAAUCUGGCCAUGUCCCGUCUGGUUUCCAGUAGAGCUCUGUACUGUUCUUCUGGAAUCUCUCUUUGGCUUUAGCCUGUACACAAAGGACUUGGCUAAAGCAUUUCUCAUGGGUGCCUCACCUCCCUGCACGCAGGGGACUUGGCAGCUUCCCCAGGUGCUGAACAGACAGUAAUGGGUCUGGUAUUUUUAUGCUGGAUUGACUCUGAAACAAAGGGAAAAAAGAGCAAUGUCGGAUGGCUCAGCACUGAAGUGACCUGGAGAACCUGAAAGAGCUUAUGAAUAAGCUCACUCAACCAAGCGGAGAGCUGAAUCCUGGCUCAUUAACCCCUCAGGGUUUAGAGUCUACGUGAUGAUGUUGAGAGCCUUAGAAGCUGACUGUUCAAGCUCUAAGUGAUGUUUUUCCCUUCGUUGUCUUGCAUUCUGGCUGUGCCUUCUCUCCCCUGCUCUUUCACAGUGAUGCUCUUUCAGCCUCACCAGCUGGAUGCAGCACACAGUACGAGGGUCAGUGAGCUGAAUUCCUCCCCUCCAUGAACCAGAAUAAUAACAAAAAAAGACUUGAAGGUGCUUCCAAAGUGAAUCUAUACCAGAAAUGCUGUUUUGUGUCUUUCAAGCCCUUGGAGACAAAGAGGGAACUUUGAUGAACGACCUUAAGCAAAGCUACCUGCAAAAUUAUGUCCGAGGAACAGCAAAAGGCUGCAGCAAGUGUGUGUUGUGCUGCAGCUGAUGGUCUCAGCUCCUUCCCCUCCUCUGUGGAGCUGCAGCUCCUGCAGACAGGCUGCUGGGUGCUGCUGGGUGCUGCAUUACUGGUUUCCUUCUAUGUCUGGGGGCUUUAUUCCAUGUUAUUGAGCUUUCUGGUACCUGUUGGGGUGUAUCCCGUCCCGGACCAGGAUUUAAAUAAAAGUUCAGAUUCUUUACGG